AAAUAAUUAUUUUGUAAAAUAUGAGCAAACAAAGUAAUCAUUUUGAUGAAAUUAAUGGAACUCUUGCAAAGUUAAGAAGACUGAAGAUACAAGAAAAUGUAUUGAAUACAUCAAUUAAUAAAUCACUAUCUACGUUGGGAUUGGACGAUGAGAAUUUUACAAGUUUUAAAGCUAUGAAUGAAUUUAAAAAGUACGAAUCGUCAUUACAAAACACUUUAAUCGAAAUUAAAAAUUUGUUAGAGGAUGUUAAAAUAGCCACAGACACUCGAGGAGACAUCGAAAAGCUCGACAUCGACGAAGUUAAAAGAGAUGUUUUAGGAUUGGAAGAGAAGUUGAGAACGUUUAAAUCAUUUUUACGAAGUGAACUAAAUUCAUUGAAAAUUAGUGCGAAUGAAAUUCAACAAGAGUUAUUGAACAAUCAAAAUGAAAAAAAGAUUUUAAAAAAGACAGUAUUGAAAUCCUCUGCAAAGAAAUUUAACGAAAUCAUACCGAGUCCUGUCAGAAUUCUAAGAAAUUCUCCGUUCAAGUGUCCGGAAGUGCACAGAUUUCAAGAAUUCGUAUCAAGUACCAAACGUUACAACGGUUGGAACGAAUACCAUCAUAAUAUUUUUGUACAAAUAUGGAAUAAAUAUUUUAACUCUCGGAAUGGGGAAGAUCUUUCACAAUACGAUGGCACUGAAAUUGAUCAGUUUCAUCAAUUCCAGGACGAAGUCUUGGCAAAGAUUUCAGGAAUAACUUCUGUUGAUAUAAAAUCGCAUUAUAAAUGGUAUUCUCAAUACGUUCAUUUAAAAAAUAAACAACAAGAAGCUCUAGAAAAAUGGAAAGAGAACAAACAGAAAAUAAGGAAACCAGGACAAGAGGCAAAACAAGUUUCACGGUCAAACAGGUCAUCGGAGUCAUCUAAUAUUGAUAAAAUAUUCUCGAUUAAACAAACAUUUAAAGACGACUCCAAAAAUAUAGAUGAUUCAAAUAAAGAGUCCUAUGGUAAAAGCAAAACAUCUUUGGAAUCACCAACAAACUAUAAAAAAGGAAAUAAUUACAAAGGAUUUUCACGAAUAUUAAAAUCAACCGAACAAUGGAGAAAUAAAUGCCAGGGAGAAAGGGACAAAUCUCAGUUAUUUUAUGCUCCAACAAUAGUUAAAAGACAAUUAGGAAUUCCUACUUGGCGUUUGGGACUACAAGAUAUAUAAGAACUUUUGACGAGUUUAAUUUCCCUUUGGGUUUGUCAUCGCAAUUAUCAAGUUGCGACGUUCAAUCACGAUUCAACGGUAUGGAGAUUUUUAUUCUGCCUUAUAACCGCCGC
Papilio xuthus (Asian swallowtail) is the source of this 1303-nucleotide messenger RNA. RefSeq names its product coiled-coil domain-containing protein 112. The record is from RefSeq and is a predicted model, not a curated record. Bases 21 to 1190 code for a protein of 389 amino acids. The transcript has 9 exons. Lineage: Eukaryota; Metazoa; Arthropoda; Insecta; Lepidoptera; Papilionidae.